UUGGCAAAAUGAUCAUUGAGUCAAGGCAUUUCAAAUUUUUGGACACAUGUUUAGGCGGGCAUAUCAAAUUGUAGCCGUACCCGUAACCGUGAGAGCGGCUGGCAAAUGCUAAAUGCGUGCAAAUACUUUCCGUCAACCGCAAAACAACAACAUGCCUCCACAUCAGCCAGAUGUGGGUUCGAGAAUGUGUCUCAUGGCAUCAUGAGAGGGCAUGCGAUUUUAGAGCCACAUCAUGUCAUGGCAUGCCAUUUUGGAGCCAGAAUAGCUACAGCCCUCGCAGUCUUCUUAACCAAGGCGAUGGAAUAAUGUUUAGUGACAGUAACAGAUUGUUAAACCUUACGAUAUCUGAAAUAGAACACCGGAAACCGCCGUUCCAGUAUCCAAAAUCGCCAUUUGCCAGCUCUUACUAAGGCAAUGUGGAUCUCGGAAGAAGAAAAAGAGAGGAUAACGGCCAGACAUUUUAUUAUUUGACUGCCGAGUAUUCCCAGCAUUGUAAAAUUUUUCCUCUUGAAGCCUUUUAAAGUUAUAGUACUUGCAUAUUUUGGCGAGAGAACGUCCGCAUUGCUUCCAUUAUUGCCGAAAGUGUUGAUCUGAUUGUCUCUAUGAUUUCUGAAAUUUUCGUGUGAGCCAACCAUUUCUAUUCGUCUGUAUCCUAUUGGGGGGAGGCGGAGGGGGGACUAAAUCAAAUGCACAAUCCUAUUUCAUGAGAAAUUGUGUUUGCUUAGCGUUUUGAAUGAAAUCUUUAAACAUCAAGUGAAUUUGUAUUCAAGGUAUAACGUACACAGUUUGUUUUCCCCAAAUGCUCCAAUCACAAAUUCAUCGCUAUUUAUCUGAAACUUUUAGCUAGCGUUGGCAUAUAUCUUUUAACAAUCAAUAUGUAAACUGCGAGAGUAGGAUUCUCAAGUCUGUCUAAAACGGAAUUGAGAUUCAAAACAUUCUGCUACUGAUAGCUUCUCCUAAACUUUUAAUUUAUGGCUUCGAAUGCAUUGAUUCCCUCUUUUACAAGUCAAUAAAUCUAAUUUUUUAUUAGACUAUAUUCCUUAUCAUUCUCACAUGCUGAUAUGGAGUUCAAAUAGGCGAAUUUUCAACUUUGUGGAUGGCGGUUGUACAGAUCUCAUCCCUUCGAUCUCAGCGUCAAAUAGCCCAAAUUGCAGUUCUUUUCUUCAAGCUGUGCAAUUUACAGCCUUGCUCAAGCGUUUUGUCUGCCCAGCUUGUGUUUUAUUUGGGUUUUAAGCAAACGCCAUGAGAUUUAUGUGAACAAAAUUCUAAUGGUAGCCUGAAUUUACUUCUGCCAUGAGAGUUUCUGAAGUUCCAGAGUUUUAAAUAGUUGACUUCCAUUCGCCUUUUUCGCCAAUUUUGGCUUCUCCUACCCGUUUCACUUCCAUAUACUUUUUUAUGCGAAAUUUUACCCUCUCCUCCCUUGUUAAUAUUUCAGUUGCUUAUAUUGGAAAAGAAAAUCGAGAGCUCCUUUCCAAACUUUACACAUUCCAUUCGUCAUGGAGGAUACUUUCGUACCUUUCCAAGGAAUCAAGAAUGAUCUGAAGGGACGGCUUCUAUGUUACAAACAAGACUGGACCGGUGGCUUCAGUGCAGGAAUUCGGAUCCUUGCUCCCACAACCUACAUAUUCUUUGCUUCUGCACUUCCAGUAAUUUCAUUUGGUGAACAACUGGACAGAAAUACAAAUGGCUUAUUGACAGCAGUUCAGACAUUGUCAUCUACUGCAAUAUGUGGCAUCAUACAUUCUAUCAUUGGAGGUCAGCCUUUGUUGAUUCUGGGAGUGGCUGAACCAACUGUGCUCAUGUAUACAUUCAUGUAUGACUUUGCCAAAGACAGAGAAGAUUUAGGCCCGAAGUUGUUUUUGGCUUGGACAGGGUGGGUAUGUGUAUGGACUUCCUUCUUGUUAUUCUUGCUUGCCAUUUUGGGUGCAUGCUCGAUUAUCAACAGGUUUACCAGGGUAGCUGGAGAACUAUUUGGGCUGCUCAUUGCUAUGUUGUUCAUGCAGCAGGCUAUUCGGAGGAGAAUCCCAUCGUCACCAAGAAAGCUUGGGUAGAGGGAUGAGGGACAUCUUCUAGGGUGUGUGCAUGUGUAACUGUACAUAUAUAUGUAGUUGGACCAACAUAUCCAAUAUAUAGUGCAGAAUAUUGACUUUAUCACUUGCACGAGAUGCAUGGUGGCCAAUGUGGUUUAAACCUCAAUUGUCAGGCCAGGAUUGAUUCCGGACAGAAUUGUGUACUAC
Cryptomeria japonica (Japanese cedar) is the source of this 2237-nucleotide messenger RNA. RefSeq names its product boron transporter 1. Gene Ontology annotation, biological process: monoatomic anion transport; transmembrane transport; monoatomic ion homeostasis. Gene Ontology annotation, molecular function: solute:inorganic anion antiporter activity. Lineage: Eukaryota; Viridiplantae; Streptophyta; Pinopsida; Cupressales; Cupressaceae. Gene Ontology annotation, cellular component: plasma membrane. The transcript is spliced from 6 exons. Bases 1497 to 2051 code for a protein of 184 amino acids. The record is from RefSeq and is a predicted model, not a curated record.